This is a messenger RNA of Homarus americanus (American lobster), 2292 nucleotides long. RefSeq names its product zinc finger protein 791-like. The transcript has 2 exons. The record is from RefSeq and is a predicted model, not a curated record. Gene Ontology annotation, cellular component: nucleus. Lineage: Eukaryota; Metazoa; Arthropoda; Malacostraca; Decapoda; Nephropidae. Bases 926 to 1729 code for a protein of 267 amino acids.
AACAAACCAGAGGGGCCUAGGACAAGAGAUUAUCACAUUAUUUGGCUCAAGUUACAGGUAAUAUAGCCUACGUCAUAUUUAAUCAAGGUGCAGGAGGCUAUAAGGGCAGUACCCUGCAAGUAACUGACUUAUGGAAUACAACGCAGAUAUACCAUGCCAGCAUCUUUGUGGUGAACGGCAACACUCGGCACAACUACCCGGGUGCCUACAAUGACUUAAGAUUUUUAUUUGUAGAAAUUUAUCAUCACUCAUUUGUGAACCUAAAGGUAGACGAAUUAGCUAAUUUAUUUAUAUUUUUUUAAAGAUAGUUUUAUUUAUUGGUAAUUUAAGACAACAGGACCUUAAUUUAUAGAUUUUUUAUAAGGACAUAGAUUAUUAUAGAUUUAUAAUUAUUAGUUAUACCCAGUACAGUACUGUAUGUGUUUUUGGGAAAUGAAAGUGUGCUCUCAUAGACUAGUCAUUUUUAAUACUGUACUUGUGUUGCUUCAAGUUAUCUCUAAGUUUAUUCCAAGGUACAGAGAUGUAGUUCUGUGUUACUCACAUUGGUUUUAUUAAUCAGUCUAUAAUUACAUAACAUUGUGUUCUCUGUAACUUAGAAGUACAGUACAACCUGCCAGUUCUUAGUACUGUACAGUGACAAGAACUGCAAGACUUUGCAAGUUACAAUAAACAUAAGUACAAUAUUAGUAUUUAGAAUUUGUUAAAGUUUUUGUUGUAAACUAUUUAUUUACCUUUUGAUUGACCAGUACUUCACUGAAGGUCAGUGAAAUCAAAACUGUAAAUAUUCACUAUAUUAGUGAGAUGUGUUUUGUCUCUAUUGUACAAUAAGAUACAUCUUAUGUAUUACGUACUUCAACUGAAGGGAAUUUAACACAAUUCAUGCUGAUGAUUUAUCUAAGAAUGAAUAUCAUUGUAUGUUGGCAUAAUGAAUGAAAACAUCCAACAUGCAAUAUAUGAAUGUUUUGAGUGUGGCCGGAGAUUCUCCGCUCCUCAGGCACUCCGAAUUCAUGCAAGAAUGCAUACCGGAAAGAAGCUUUAUGAAUGUCAGGAUUGCGGUAAAACCUUCAAAAUGGAGUUUUACUUCAACUAUCAUCGCAUGAAUGACACAGGCAUAAACAAAUUUGAAUGUGGUGUAUGUGAAAGAAAAUUCAGCAAUGAAAGUUGUGUGGAAACCCACUACAAAAUCCACUCUCAGGAAAAGUCGUACGAGUGUCGAAAAUGUGGAAAAGUUUACAUCCAACUGGGAAGUUUUAAAAACCACAUCAUGGCUCAUCCACCAACAUACUCCUGUAAGGAGUGUGGGAAAGUUUAUACUGACUCCAGUAGUUUAGUGGCACAUGAACGAGCACACACUACUCAAAAGCCUUUCCUCUGUACCAACUGUGGGAAGAGAUUUGCUCAUGCUUUUAACUUUGAAAUUCAUUUCCAGUCUCAUUGCAAAAAUCAGAAGGAAGACGGUGGCCACAGCAGCAACAUAAGUUCCAGAACCCCUGGUUUAGGGACGUGUUCUGUCUGGCAGUCAUCUGGCAAAAUCCCUUGUAGAGGAAGCAGAAGUAAAGCUAGCAAAACAAAACCUUUUGAAAUAGAAGUGAUUGAUUUAGGUUCAGAUUCAGAGUGUGAAGAAUCCGAGCCUGAGGAAUUCUUACCUCUUGAGGUUUGCCUUAAUGAGGGGGAUGAAGAACUGACUAUACAAGAUCUUAUGCAAAGAUAUGGAGAUGAGAAUAUAUAACAGAAAAUUUAGACUUCCUGAAGUCAUGGCAUUCUUUUUGAAGAAUAUGUAUUACAGUCAAAUGGUUAUUUUUAUUGAUUUUUUUUAACCUGCAGGUAAUUUAUACAUGUGCUGUCUUUGUAUUUAAUAUAAAAAUUCACAGUACAGGGGGGCCCCCCCAAGUUCACGGAUUUUUAUUUCGCGGUCCUCUAUUAUUCGCGGAUGACACUCUGGAUGUACCCAAGAAUGUCUGUGGGUAGUUUUAAAGUUGCUGGCAUUUUUGCAGCUGAGACAGGGAGCUAUUCGUUUUAGAGACAGUAAUUUCCUUUACCUGUAUUGUAAAUAUGUGUGUGUGCGUGCGUGCACAUGCACAUGCACGCGCGCAAAACACAUACAAAUAAAUAAUAAUAGGAAACUCCUCUCACAAGUACAGUAAUCAGAAACAAAUUUAUUAAAAAUGUGACAAGUUUACCCUCAAGUAAGUAUUUUACUACUUAUUAAUAAAGCACGGACUUGAGGGUAGACUACAUUUUUAAUACAUUUUUGUCUGAUUAUCUGUAAGAGUAUUUUCCCAUUAUAUUAUU